Hippoglossus stenolepis (Pacific halibut) is the source of this 1566-nucleotide messenger RNA. Its product is annotated as carcinoembryonic antigen-related cell adhesion molecule 8-like. Lineage: Eukaryota; Metazoa; Chordata; Actinopteri; Pleuronectiformes; Pleuronectidae. The record is from RefSeq and is a predicted model, not a curated record. Bases 1 to 1566 code for a protein of 521 amino acids. The transcript has 9 exons.
AUGGGAUGUAUCGAGCCAGUCUCCAAUGUGACCAUAACAACCAGCAGCCCAGACUUGGUAGAGUUCAACAGCUCCUUCCGUCUGUCCUGCUCCUCCUCUGGAUCCUCGCUCUCCUUCUAUUGGCUGAACGGCAGCUCGGAGGUCACAGCCAGUGACAGAGUUCAGCUCACUGGUGGGGGCUCCAAUCUCACUAUUUCCAAUGUGACCCGUUACGACCAGGGAAUGUUCAGGUGUCAUGUGGUCAAUCCUGUCAGUAACGGCACCAGUGAUCCAGUGCACCUCUCCGUCAGCUUUGGCCCAGAAAAUACAAGUUUAAAUCUGUCUCCAACUGAACAUUAUUAUGAGGACGGCUCGAACGUCAGCCUGACGUGCUCAGCUGUCUCCAGACCUCCUGCUCACUUCCAGUGGAUUGGAGACAAACUGUCUGGUUCUGGACCCAAGCUCACACUGCUCAACAUUAAUAUGAACCAGACUGGGAACUACAGCUGUUCUACAGGAGGUGGAAGCCAGAACAGCGUGGCAACGUCAAGUAAUCAGGAUGUGACCUACGCAGACCUCAAUUUCUUACAGAACAAAGAUGGUGGGACAGUGCAUCUGGAGUUAGAGAAAAACUCCUCCGAAUAUGCUGAGGUCAAAGGGAACAACAGGCUUCCUGCAGAAUCCUCCACUGACGCCCAUGUGGAGCAAAUGAAGGAUGCUGCUCCUCAGUCUGGUUUUCUGGCCUCUGCUGCUGUGGAGAUCCAGGCCUCCACCAACCCUGCGGUGGUCGGGGCCACGCUGACACUGUCUCUGUCUCCUCCACCAUCCAUGAAGAGAGGGACCUGGACAGUGGGAGGCUCCCUCAUCCUCAACUGGGUGGGGGCCCAGGAGGCGGUGGUCCCCGGUUACAGCGGCAGGGCCACAGUCAACGUCCUCACUGGAGCUCUGACUCUGAGCUCCGUCAGGGUGGCUGACUCAGGGGUCUACGUGGUGCAGAGCACUGACCCCCAGCUUCAGGCCAACGCUUCCAUCUCUGUUUAUGAACCCAUUUCCAAUGUAACGCUGAAGGCAAAUCAAACCGACUUCAUUGAGUUCAACACUUCAGCAGUCGCUUCGUGCUCUGUCUCCUCUGGAUCCUCCCUCUCCUUCCUCUGGAUGAACGGCAGCUCCGAGGUCACGGCCAGCGACAGAGUUCAGCUCACCGAUGGAUACUCCUCUCUCACUGUCGUCAACGUGAGCCGCUAUGACCCCGGACCAUUCAGGUGUCGUGUGUCCAAUCCUGUCAGUAACGGCACCAGUGAUCCAUUAAGUUUUACCAUCAUCUACGGCCCAGACAACAUGGCUCUCACAGUGAAUGGAUCCUUUUCAGUUGGAUCCAAUCUGACCAUGCGCUGCUCCGCUCAGUCCAACCCUCCAGCUCAGCUCCACUGGGCUUUCCGAGGAGAUUCUUUGAACAGGACCGGUCCACUGUUGGAGCUGUACGGCGUCACUGAGGAUCAAAGUGGUCCCUAUUCCUGUGUGGCCUUUAACAAUCACACCAACAUGAACAGCAGCAUCAGCUCACACGUCAUAAUAACAAAAAAGUAA